Molecule: messenger RNA, 1044 nt
Organism: Fusarium sp. VM40
Lineage: Eukaryota; Fungi; Ascomycota; Sordariomycetes; Hypocreales; Nectriaceae
Source: the annotation of a GenBank genome assembly
AUGGCAGAUGAUGCACAGUCCAAGAUCUGGCAGCCCCUCCACCCCGCCAUCCGUGACCGUCUCGAUCCCCAAUACGUCGCCUAUCAUGAGGCGCAUCUACAAUAUAUCGAGCCAGACGAGAUCAAUGCCUGGGAUGGAUCAACGAGGACCAAGAAAGUCUCUCUACCGCCUGGAGGGACAAAGCCGAUCCCAGUAGGAAGUAUAAAUGACUACCAUGUUGGUAGGUUCCGGGUGAGGGUCUACACCCCUACAGGCCACUGUGAUGAGCGAGGCUGGCCCGUUCUCGUUUGGUUUCACGGCGGUGGCUGGGCAGUCGGUGGAUUGAACAACGGGACAGAUAUUUGUUGCUGGGCUUGUGAGGGAGCGCGUUGUGUCGUUGUCAGCGUCGAUUAUGGACUGGCCCCUGAAAAUCCAUUUCCAACUGCAGUUGAGGAUGCCAUCGAUGCUGUGAGAUGGGUUUCUUCUUCUCCAACUGAGCUGCAGAAGCUAGAUGCCACCCGUAUCUCCAUCAGUGGAACAUCAUCCGGUGCUAAUCUAGCCAUUGUUGCUGCUCUGUCUGCAUCGAAUUCAGAAACUCAUCUACCAACAGCUCAGCCCUCACUUCCAAACACUAUCGCCCAUCCUCCAGUAUCAUUGCUACUGUUUAUCCCAGUCGUUGAUAAUACCGCCACUGUUGAAGGUGUAUGGAAACUCAACGCGGAGACGGCCCCAUGGCUCACGCCUUCAAGAAUGGAGUGGUAUCGCAAGCUCUACUUUACACAGGAUAACCAUCGCUCAAGAUGGGAUGCAAGCCCUAAUUUGGCCCCCGCACACCUCUUAAGUAAACUUCCUAAGACAUGGAUCGCGGUUGCGGAGAUGGAUGUUCUUACCCCUGAGGCGCUGGCUUUUGGGGAACAAUUGCAAGGAUUGGGGGUUGAUGUCGAAACAUUGGUAGUGAAAGGUGGUACACACUCUAUUCUUUCCCUUCAUGGGGUAAUCGAUAGAGGAUAUCAAAUGAUAGAGGAUGCAGUCAAGCAUCUACAGAUGAUAUUUGGGACUGGCUAA